UGUCAAAAUAAUGUUUUCGUCAGUCUAGUCUAACCUCAGAUUUUUAUGAAAUACGUGGCCCUAUUUUACAGGAAUACUCUGUUUUUAUUUUCAAUUCGAAUCCAUAGUAUUUACUCAAAAUGUUGCUAAAAAUAGGUUGUAUUUGUCUCUUAGUUUUUUAUUUUACCACACAAAGUUCAGCCUAUUUUGUAACAGUUGACGCUCAUGCUGAAGAAUGUUUUUUCGAUAAAGUAGAAGAGGGAACAAAAAUGGGUUUAACAUUCGAAAUAGCAGAAGGUGGAUUUCUUGAUAUUAAUGUAAGAAUUAUGGGACCAAAUGGUGAACUUAUCCAUGAAGGUGUUGGUGAAACUCAUGGAAAAUAUACAUUCACAGCUAAUACACCUGGUGUAUACACCUAUUGUUUUUCAAAUAAGAUGUCUACUCUGACUCCCAAAGUUGUUAUGUUCAAUAUGGCAAUCGGUGAAGCCAGAAGCCAAGCAAAAGCUGAUGGUGAAACUACCAAUAAACUUGAAGAUAUGAUAAGAGAACUAAGCUCUUCAUUGACUGGUGUUAAGCAAGAGCAAGAAUAUAUGGCUGUGAGGGAUAGGAUUCAUAGGAGUAUAAAUGAAAGUACCAAUUCAAGGGUAGUGUUAUGGUCAUUUUUUGAAGCCCUCAUAUUAGUAGCAAUGACUGCCGGACAAGUUUACUACCUCAAGAGAUUCUUCGAAGUGAGAAGAGUUGUUUAAUGAAAAAUGUCAGAACUGAUAGACUAACUUAUCAAAACAAACGUUUGUAAUAAUCAUUUGGUUUUCGAAAAUGUAUUUUGUUUUACCAGAUAAAAAAAGAAAUCAAGAGAUAUUCUUUUAUAUUUCAGUUUGUGAAAUUCUCUAUUGAAAAGAAAAUUAGAAAAUUUGUUGAUAAUUUAUAUUGUUUUCAAUUUAUAUAAGAUAUGGCAAAAAAUUCAUCUUUCACACCAGACUCAAAACUCAUUCAGGUAAAUACACAUCUCGAAAUAAUUAUUAAAGGUGAUAAAUGAAAUCAGUCAAAUACAUACUAUGCCUUCUAUCAAGGAACUUCCAUACUACUUUGAUAUAUUACUACCAACCACUGAAAUUUGUUUUCGAUAUAUUGAAUAAGUUAAGAAUAAAUGUGUGAAAUUUG
This is a messenger RNA of Harmonia axyridis, 1140 nucleotides long. RefSeq names its product transmembrane emp24 domain-containing protein-like. Bases 120 to 725 code for a protein of 201 amino acids. The transcript is spliced from 3 exons. The record is from RefSeq and is a predicted model, not a curated record. Gene Ontology annotation, cellular component: COPII-coated ER to Golgi transport vesicle; endoplasmic reticulum; Golgi apparatus. Gene Ontology annotation, biological process: intracellular protein transport; Golgi organization; endoplasmic reticulum to Golgi vesicle-mediated transport. NCBI's taxonomy places the organism in Eukaryota, Metazoa, Arthropoda, Insecta, Coleoptera, Coccinellidae.